GUGCUUUGAGAAAGCUAAAAGAAGACAAACGGGGAAGCGGCGAGGUGGGAGGGGUGCCGCCGCCGGACGGGACUCUAAGAUGAAGUUAUGGGAUGUCGUGGCUGUCUGCCUGGUGCUGCUCCACACCGCGUCCGCCUUCCCGCUGCCCGCCGGUAAGAGGCCUCCCGAGGUGCCCGCCGAAGACCGCUCCCUCGGCCGCCGCCGCGCGCCCUUCGCGCUGAGCAGUGACUCAAAUAUGCCAGAGGAUUAUCCUGAUCAGUUUGACGACGUCAUGGAUUUUAUUCAAGCCACCAUCAGAAGACUGAAAAGGUCACCGGAGAAACAAAUGGCCGUGCCACCUAGAAGGGAGCGGAAUCGGCAGGCAGCGGCCGCGAACCCGGAGAAUUCCAGAGGGAAAGGUCGGCGAGGCCAGAGGGGCAGAAAUCGGGGUUGUGUCUUAACUGCGAUACAUUUAAACGUCACCGACCUGGGUUUGGGCUACGAAACCAAGGAGGAACUGAUUUUUAGAUACUGCAGCGGCUCCUGUGAUGCAGCGGAGACAAUGUACGACAAAAUAUUAAAAAACUUAUCCAAAAAUAGAAGGCUGGUGAGUGACAAAGUAGGGCAGGCAUGUUGCAGACCCAUCGCCUAUGAUGACGACCUGUCGUUUCUAGAUGACAACCUGGUUUACCAUAUUCUAAGAAAGCAUUCCGCUAAAAGGUGUGGAUGUAUCUGA
This is a messenger RNA of Hyaena hyaena (striped hyena), 715 nucleotides long. It is a transcript of the gene GDNF, whose product is annotated as glial cell derived neurotrophic factor. Gene Ontology annotation, molecular function: glial cell-derived neurotrophic factor receptor binding; growth factor activity; receptor tyrosine kinase binding. The transcript is spliced from 3 exons. NCBI's taxonomy places the organism in Eukaryota, Metazoa, Chordata, Mammalia, Carnivora, Hyaenidae. The coding region runs from base 80 to 715 and encodes 211 amino acids. Gene Ontology annotation, biological process: negative regulation of neuron apoptotic process; positive regulation of branching involved in ureteric bud morphogenesis; peripheral nervous system development. The record is from RefSeq and is a predicted model, not a curated record.